Dimorphilus gyrociliatus is the source of this 994-nucleotide messenger RNA. The record is from the annotation of a GenBank genome assembly. Lineage: Eukaryota; Metazoa; Annelida; Polychaeta; Dinophilidae.
AAUUUCGAUUUUUUUUAAAAUGGCGAUGAAAUGAUUUCCGGUAGAAAUAUACGUGGAUGAAAACAAAGACAUAAAUUUUCUUUGAAAAGUUCAUACGACUUGCCUACGUAAAAAAAUGGGCUUAUGUAAAUGUCCCAAGAAGAAAGUGACAAAUCUGUUCUGUUUUGAACACCGAGUAAAUGUCUGUGAACACUGUUUGGUACAAACUCACAAAAAGUGUAUCGUUCAAUCGUAUCUACAAUGGUUACAAGAUAGUGACUAUGAAGCUAGUUGCAAACUUUGUAAUGAAUCAUUAAGUGGGGAAGAACAGGAGACUGUUCGUCUUAUGUGCUACGACGUGUUCCAUUGGAAAUGCUUGGAUUCCUUUGCUCGUCAGAUGCCUCAAACCACCGCUCCAGCAGGUUAUCAGUGUCCAAACUGCAAAGCAUCGAUCUUUCCCAAUGAACAUGCAAUGUCGCCCGUUGCGGAACAAUUAAAAGUCACUCUGAGUACUGUCAAUUGGGCAAGAAAUGGUUUAGGUAUGCCUUUAAUAGAAGAGAAAGAAAUUUCACAAACACCUGAUCGUCCGCUGGAGAAUAAACCUGUUGAAUUUCAAACUAGCACACCUUUGCCGGCCUCCUCUGUUGUUCAAACAUCUCAUGCUUUUUCAAGAGCCGGCUUAGAAGACAGUAGCCACAGUUCUGCUAGAAAGACUUUAGACACACACAUUUCUAUUGAUCCUACGAAGUCUUUAUUGGAUUCGCUGGAUCACGAUGAAAAUAAAUAUGCCAGAAGACCUGCUUUAACUUGGUUAAAACGAUGGCUUAAAUCUCAUAAUAUUCAUCCUUCCGGAUACGCAAAACGAAAUCGAUUCCUUAUGUUAAUUUUAAUCGCAUUAAUUUUAUUCUUGACCGUGAUAUUGUUUAUGUCGACAUUUGGACGGUCUCAUGCCGACAAAGAUCCAUUCCUAGAUCCAAUGGCAAAUCCAAACAUUCGAAUAGAAGGACAACCCUAA